AUGGGCCAUAUGUGCAAGUGGGGUGGUGCAAGUGGGGCGGUGCAAGUGGGGCGGUGUAAGUGGGGCGGUGCAAGUCGGGCGGUGCAAGUGGGGCGGUGCAAGUGGGGCGGUGCAAGUGGGGCGGUGCAAGUGGGGCGGUGCAAGUGGGGCGGUGCAAGUGGGGCGGUGCAAGUGGGGCGGUGCAAGUGGGGGGGUGCAAGUGGGGCGGUGCAAGUGGGGCGGUGCAAGUGGGGCGGUGCAAGUGGGGCGGUGCAAGUGGGGCGGUGCAAGUGGGGCGGUGCAAGUGGGGCGGUGCAAGUGGGGCGGUGCAAGUGGGGCGGUGCAAGUGAGGUCACCUGCUAG
Closterium sp. Naga37s-1 is the source of this 342-nucleotide messenger RNA. The record is from the annotation of a GenBank genome assembly. Lineage: Eukaryota; Viridiplantae; Streptophyta; Zygnematophyceae; Desmidiales; Closteriaceae.